Molecule: messenger RNA, 1431 nt
Organism: Hansenula anomala
Lineage: Eukaryota; Fungi; Ascomycota; Saccharomycetes; Phaffomycetales; Wickerhamomycetaceae
Product: bifunctional folylpolyglutamate synthase/dihydrofolate synthase
Exons: 1
Coding region: 1-1299 (432 amino acids)
Biological process (GO): folic acid-containing compound biosynthetic process
Cellular component (GO): cytosol; mitochondrion; cytoplasm
Molecular function (GO): dihydrofolate synthase activity; ATP binding; tetrahydrofolylpolyglutamate synthase activity
Source: RefSeq, a predicted model, not a curated record
AUGCCUAUCGAUCUUGGGCUAUCCAGAAUAGCACUACUUCUUUCUAAGUUAGGAAACCCACACUUGAAAGCAAACUUUAUACACGUCUCAGGAACGAAUGGGAAAGGUUCAGUUUGUGCCUAUUUGACCUCACUACUCUUAUCAAAUACUCAAGAUUUCAAAGUUGGUAAAUUCACAUCACCACAUUUACUUUAUCGCAAUGACUCUGUCACUUUGAAUAACGUUCCUAUCUCAUUGAACAUCUUUACAAAGGUUGAAAAAGAAAUUGAAGAAUUGAACUUGAGAUUUGAUAUUGGUGCUACUGAAUUUGAAAUUUUAACAGCUACUGCUUUUCAAAUAUUUCAUUUAGAGAAUGUUGAUUUGGCAGUGAUUGAAGUUGGCCUUGGUGGUAGAUUGGACUCAACUAAUAUUAUUGAAGGGGCCAUUAUCAAUUCGCAAAAUAAAAUUAUCAAAAAAGGUGUUUUGGCCACUGGUAUAACGAAAAUUGGUAUGGAUCAUGAAAAUUUACUAGGAUCGACUUUGAAACAAAUUGCUGGUGAAAAAGCUGGUAUUAUAAAACAGAAAAUACCCAAUGUUAUUGAUGGUACAAACGACGCUGCAGUUUUACAAGUUGUUAAAAAUAAAGCGGCAGAACUAGGAAGUGAAAACUUUGUUGUGACACCAGCUUCAAAUGAUAUUGUGACAAGUUUUGGCAUUGUCAAUAGAAAUGAAUCACCGCUAAGAGGUUGUUAUCAAUUGCAAAAUCUAUCAGUUUCUUUGAAGAUAAUUGAUCUCAUAUUCCCGUUCUUGAAGAAUUCAUACCCAGAAAAGGUCAAAUUCUCGAACCAGAAUGUUAUCAAAGGUGUUCAAGAUGUGGAAUGGCCUGGCAGAUUACAAAGCUUGCAUCUUAAAUAUGACUCUUCGAAACCUAGUCUUGAAGUUCUUCUUGAUGGUGCACAUAAUGGACAAGCUGCCCUUGAACUUCAUAAAUACCUAAAACAAAAGUAUAAUGAAGAGCCAAUAACGUUCAUCAUUGCAGUCACAAAAGGAAAAGAUCUAACACCAUUAGUCAGCACACUAAUAUCACCAAAAGAUAAGAUCAUAGUUACUAAGUUUGGUAGUGUUGAAAACAUGCCUUGGAUCAAAGCAAAUGAGCCUCAAGAUCUAAAACAAGAAAUAUUGAAGUAUACUCAAAAUGUGGUAAUUGAGCCAGAAGUUAGAAAGACGUUUGGUCUUGUUGAGCAAGGAGAACAUACAGUCGUUUGUGGAAGUCUGUACCUGGUGAGUGAAGUAUUGAGGCUACAUAAUGAUAACACAUAACUGUCAUAGAAUUCAUAAUAAAUAAAGCAUCGUUAACUUUCAACUUUUGGCUUUUUGUGAUCAUGUCUUAAACGACUGCUUAUCGUAGACUCAUCUUCUGCAGAACGUUUUGAGCUAGUGUUUUCAUCUCCG